GUCGCUUAGACAGAAUUCGCUCGAAUUAGAAAAAUUGGAUAAGAUUUCGCAAAAAGUCGUCAAAUUCUUAUUAAAAUACAGUAUUAAUUGAAAUUUAGAUUCAAGAAAUUGGUGAAACCUAAAGUAUGGCUAAUAUUCCAGACCUGAAAGAGAUUGCUGGAAAGCACUUCGACAUUUACGAGGCAUAUUAUAGAAACCAUGAUCCUAAAAAUACAAAUGCCAUUCCUGCUAUGGAUGCUGCAAGAUUUCUUAAAAAAUCAGGACUUUCGGAUGUUGUGUUAUCUAAAGUCUGGGACUUAUCAGAUCACAAUUCUAAGGGUUAUUUGGAUAAGUCUGGAUUCUUCGUCGCUUUAAAGCUCGUUUCACUUGCUCAAAUGGGUGAACAAAUUACUGUUAAAAACUUAAAAUUGGAAACAAAUGCACCGAAGUGUGGUGAUGUUCCAAAGAUGAAGCCACCACCUGUACCAAAAAUGAUUCCAGUAACGGCAACAGAUUGGUCGAUUAAGCCAGAAGAACGUCAAAAGUAUCAAAGUUUAUUUAAUUCGCUUCAACCUGAUAAUGGUGUUUUGCCUGGAAAUAAAGUCGUGGGGCUUUUGAAAGAUUCAAAGCUUCCAGUUGAUACAUUGAGUACGAUUUGGGAGCUUGCAGACCAAGAUAAAGAUGGUAGUUUGGAUGAGUUCGAAUUUAUUGUGGCCAUGCAUUUAGUUUAUAAAGCUCUUGCAAGUCGAGCCAUUCCCCAAACGCUACCAAAGGAACUACAGAAGCCACCAAAAGUUGAAAGUUCGAAUGAUUUUGGUGCUGAAUUUGUUGCGAAUUUUCCAACAGACAUUGUGCCAGUUGCACCAGUGAUACCACCAUCACGACCACCAGCACCAGCUAUGCAUCCAAUCACAGCUCCUUUAAUUCCAGCUAUACCAAUGAGUUCAGUAUCAAGUGGCGAGUGGGUGUUGACGACCAUCGAGAAGCUAAAAUAUCAAGAAUUGUUUGAGAAAAGUGAUAUGGAUAAAGACGGACUUGUGUCAGGUGGUGAAAUCAAAGACGUAUUUUUGAAAUCAGGACUUCCACAGAACAUGCUCGCUCAUAUUUGGGCUUUAUGUGACACACAUCAAAGUGGAAAGUUGAACUCGGAACAAUUCGCUUUAGCUUGUUGGCUGAUUGACCGCAAGAAGAAAGGAGUUGAUCCACCACAGAAACUUGCACCAGAAAUGAUUCCGCCGAGUAUGCGACCGAAUGCUGGUGUUGUCGUUCAGCCACCAAAACCCGUUUACACAAAUCCCGAGCUAGAAAUGAUUUCAAAAGAAAUCGAAGAACUUACAAAAGAACGUCACGCCAUUGAAGCUGAGGUAGCGCAGAAAGAAGCUGACAUUCGCAUAAAAACAGGGGAAAUGCGAAGUCUUCAAAGUGAACUCGACACUCUCACAGCAACAUUGAAACAAUUAGAGACACAAAAAGAAGCCGCUCAGAAGCGUUUAGAUGAUUUGAAGACGCAGGUCAACAAGUUACGAGAUCAAUGUCAGAAGCAAGAAGAAACAAUCAAAGAACAAGAAGGGGAAUUAAAUUCACGUAAAGAAGAAUUACAAAAGCUAAAGGAAGAAGAACAUGCACUGCAAAAGGAAUACGACUCAAGUCUUAAAGAGAAAGAAAGCAUUUCGGUGCAACUUCAAGAUACUCAAUUGCAAAUAAGUCAAGUACGAGCGAUGGUGUCGCAACUUGAAGAGAUACAACGACAAAUGAAAGAUGCUCUAGUGUUGUGUAAAGCUGCGGUUGAGGAAAAUAAUGCUACGAUGGUGUCUGAUUAUUCGCUUAACAUCGAACCAGAAUUUCGUGAUUUCAAGAAAGUUUUACUCUCACCUGAAGAAAAGGCGAAAGAUGCUUUCAACGAUUCCCAAUCAGCAUUCAAUGAUCCCCCAACAGGCUCAAAAUCUGCAGCUUUUGAGGAUAGUUUCGAUAAUAAGUCAGCUGGCUUUGGUGACGACGAUUCUUGGCAUGCAAACUCAUGGAAUGCUCAAGCAAAUGAUCCUUUUGGUGGUGGAAGUAAACCAGAUCCAUUUGCUGCUUCUAAUGCUUCACCAGCAAAAGACUCUGGGAAAGAUGCAUUUGGAAGCGAUCCAUUUGCCAUUUUACAUGCUCCACCAGCUGGGUCAAGUCCAUCACAUCCGCCUGAGUCGCCAUCACCUGCACUUCCACCUAAGAAAGCAAAGCAACCACCACCACGACCAGCACCUCCACGUCCAUCCCAAGGACCGAAAACAGACUCGUUUGGAUCUUCUUCGUUUGCAAAUUUUGAUGAUUUUGAUAUCAAGGUCUCGUCGGUAGCUCCUGAAGUAACAUCACAACAACCUCCAAAACCAAUGGAACAAUCAAACUUUAAUGUUACGACGCCAGAAGUAGUCGCAAGUGAUUUCAAGGAAGAUCCGUUUCAAAAUUAUCGUUAUGAAGAUCCAUUUUUGAUUUCUGAUCCAUUCCAAGAUGAAGAAGUCGUUGUGAAAGUUAAAGAGAAAGAAUCUUCAAGUGGAUUUGGUUUUGAGGCUGAUUUUGGUAACUUUGCCAACUUUGAUGCAUUCAAUGAUAACGUUACAAACAAUGGUAACACGGGAAAUGUUGAUGCUUGGGGGAGUUUAGAUAACACAAACAACAACAAUUUCAAUGACAUAAAGAAGACGAAAGUGAAAAAAUAUAAUUCACCAAACAAAGAAGAUGGUGAAAUGAGA
This is a messenger RNA of Clunio marinus, 2711 nucleotides long. Lineage: Eukaryota; Metazoa; Arthropoda; Insecta; Diptera; Chironomidae. The record is from the annotation of a GenBank genome assembly.